CGCCUUCGAAGGUGUUUGGCUUUCCUUCACGCGGACGCACGUCAACAUUAAAAUCACCGUCUUCGAAGCGAUGGAACCAAUCUCGGCACGUUGUUUCACUUAAAGCAGCAUCUCCAUAAACUUUUUGUAGCUUUCGAUACGCUUCAGUCGCCGUUUUUUCCGAAUGAAAGAGGAAAAUCAACACUUCCCGCAAAUGAGGAUUGUUCGGCACAAAAUCAAAUAUUUUCACAAAACCAAAAGUAUUUGAUACCAAAACAAAAUCACUAAUGUGUCAAAACAGUUUAUUUACCAUAUGUCUAAGCUUGGUUUAUGACGUUUAUGUUAUGUCAAAAUCGACUAGCACACACUGUUGGCGACAUCUAUUGACAAACAGCGGGAACUUAGCUGCGCACCUAAUAAUUCUAGGGUUAACCUUUGCCUAUUGAUUAUGCCAGGCUCUUCUCGGACCGAUCGUGAUCUUUGGCGCCCUGGGCUUAAGUCAAGGGCUGAAAAAUCCCGGGCCUAACACAUAAAUGGCUCUAGUUUUAUUUCAUUCGCCUAUUUUUCAUUUAGUACCAACCUUAAAAAGACAGCUGUUAAAACUUCAUGAUAUUCUAUUCAUUAAAUCUGCUGGUUCUGACGAUAUUUUGCCUGUGAUGCUUCAGGAAAAAACUACCUUGGUGGUUGUCGUCCUGCAAAAAAUCUACAUGGCGUUUAUCGCUCCUAAUCACGUCCCCGCCAAUUGGAAGAAAACGAGGGUUGUUUUCAUACCCAAGGCAGGUAGGAGGGGUCACGACUAGGCUAGGGACCUUUGGUCUAUAAGUCUUACCUCAUUUAUCCGAAAGGUGUUUGAAAGAUUAAUCCAUAGUAUAGAGGUGGAAGGACCUAUUUGUCUCUGGAUCUCGUAUCCGCUUGGCUGCAGGGAAGUUAAUGUGGUGGCAAGAUUGGUUAAAGUCACUAGAUUCGUGCACAGGGCGACGCCGCAGGGGUGUGGCCUUUCGCCCCUACUUUGGCCAGUAGCUAUGGACGAGGUUCUGAAAAUGUGAAAUAAGGGUGGGGUUAAGGUAGUAGCAUACGCCGAUGGCUUGGUCCAAACGGUAUGGGGACUGUUUCCCUUAGUCGUGGUUACAUUUUGUACUCAAUCGCUGGGCUGCCGUUUGCGAACUCCGAGUGAACUCUGACAAAACGGAGCUAGCGCUAUUUACCAGAAAAUAUAAACCUCCACACUUGGGACUUCCCAAAUUACACAACAACGUUCUCCCGGUUUUAUCGGAAGUUAGUUAUCUUGGAGGAUACUUGACCCCAAACUCUAUUGAAAGCUACACAUCGAAAAUCGGGUAAAGGAAGCCAGUAUAACUUUCUAUUCCUGCAAACCUAUAUUCAGCAAAAAGUGGAGAUACAACUCACAGGUUGUACUGUGGAUGUGCAAUGUAGUGGUUCUGCCAAUUUUAGCGUAUGGAUGCCUGGUUUGGUGGGAAGCUCUACGGAACGGCUAUAAAAUCACUAAACUGGGGAGAAUGCAAAGGAAUGUAUGUAUUGGCACCACUGGACCAUGUAAGACUUGCCCCAGUGCUUCCUUGAAUGUCGUUUUUCACUUGCUUUCCAUCGACUUUUAUGUUACUUCCAUCGCAGCUCAAAGUGCAAUCAGGUUAAAGGAAGUUGGCCUCAGGGGGCAAGCUCUCAUGGGACAUGGUAGCAUUUCUGGGCAGUUAACAUCGUAUUUCUCUGAACUUCGGAUAGAUUUCUCUAUCCGUAAACGGGACUUUGAGGCUCGGGCAACCUUUCCAAGUAGGCAGGAUUGGACCGAGGGGAAAAUAGGCACCGAAGCUUUCACCUAUGUCUUCACUGACGGCUCUAAGAUGCAAUCGGGAGUCGGAGCAGGGGUUUUCUCUAAAUCAGCCAACUCCUUUAAACUGCUGAAUGCCUAGGGAAUGUGGGAGCGAGGGAGAUGUUAAGAUUUUCUCCGGUAGUCAAGCCGCGCUCAAGGCUCUGAUGACGCCAUGGUGCAGAACGAAACUAGUAAACUCCUGUAAGAAAGGUAGCAAAUCUCUUCGGUGUGCAGGUAACAUAUCUCUGAUCUGGGUUCCAGGACGUAGGAACAUAGAGACGCUAUUAGAAUAUUUCUGAAAAGUAGACUGUUGAGCACUUUCUCUGCAAAUGUCCGGCUCUGGUUGGCUGUAGAUAUAUGUCUCAUAAUUGUAUCAAAACGGCGCUUUAGUGCUACUUAGGGAGUGCCAGAGUGGUCAUUCAACCGUUUCACCUACCUACAUACCUUCAUUAGCUCGUGAGUUAUUGUGAUAAGAGUAACGUUACUUUUCAAAACAAUUGAUCGAAAAUAAUUUCGUGUGUGAAUCUAACAGAGAUUCUUGAUGGGAAAAAUACCGUUCACGGCGCUUUAGUGCUACUUGGGGAGAGCCAGAGUGGUUCUUCAACCAUUUCAUCUACCUCCCUUCAUUAGUUCAUGAGUUAUUAUGCUAAGAACAACGCUUCUUUUCAAAACAAUUGAUCGAAAAGAAUUUCGUGUGUUAAUUUUACAAUGAUUCUUGAUGGGGAAAAUUACCGUUCAAGUAAAGCAAUGGCUUGAAAAGUGUUAUGAGGACUCGGCUCAAUUAGAAGCAACAAUAAAACGUUUGUUUGCUUCCUUCAAACGUGGUCGUAGGGACACCGAUGAUGCAAAACGCAGUGGACGUACAAAUGAGGCGGUAACGCCAGAAAAAAUAAAAAAAUCCACAAAAUCGUUUAGAAUGAUCAAAAGGGCAUGUUGACUUUAUGUUGCAUGAGCAUUUGACUAACGAGGGUGCCGCGUUUGCUCACUAAUUUCGACCAAAACCAAGAACGUGUUGAUGAUGGCAAAACUAUGGCAGAACUAUGGCAGAACUAACUGAAUUGAUCUUCCAAUUGCUCCUACAUCUACCGUAUUCGCCAGCGACUACUGGCUGUUCGCAGACCUAAAAAAUGCUCGCCGGUAAGAGAUUUUGCUCGAGGUUAGCGCUGAGACGCUGAAAUGAGGUUGCCAAAGGCGCUGUUUACAGACAAUUCGAACAAGAAAACAUCAUACUGAAACCUUUAAAUACGGUAUACAAAGACAUCGGUGCGGGCAUGAAAAUACGGAUAGAUAGGAGGUGGAAUAAUCUAGCCACUUGCAAAACCGCGAAAAUCAUAUGUACACAGAGUACAGAUAAAUACGUCCGAUUCGUACUAGCUCUGUCUAGAAAAGAAAGCAGAACUAUCGUAGGUAUGCUGACAAGCCACAAUUUGCUAGCAGCGCACGCAUACAAGAUAGGAAUUACAAACAACGAUUGCUGCAGAUUUUGCAAUGAACUAGAAGAGAGGGAAACGCUAGAACACCUUCUAUGUUCUUGCCCUGCAUUACCGAGGACCAGAUUAAAAUGCUUAGGAGCUUUACAAUAUGAGAAGUUAGGAAACUUCUUGGGGAUAGUGCUCCAAAAUUUACUUAGAUUCGCAAAAGACGCAGACGUAUUAUAAGAUGUCUUCUACAAAGAAACGUGAGGGCCUAGCUCCAUCUGGCAACACUAGGGAUCAAUAGGUCUAUGUGAUGGCUUCCCGCCAGCCAGGUCAACCUAACCUAACCUAUCUCUGAGACAGAGGCCUAUUUUGAGGCAAAAGAUAAAUCAUUCUACAUAUAAAAGUGGUAUUGAAAUGUUAGAGCGGAGCUGGAAUGAUCGCGUUGUUCUUGAUGAAAAUAACGUUGAUGAAUAAAGCUGAUUUUGAUGAACGAGUUUUCUUUUUUAGGCCCGGGACUUUUCAGCCCAGGUGCUAGAUACCAAAAUCAGGGUUUACUUGUAAUUGUUUAUUACGCAUGUUUUGCAAAUCGUUUUCGGGCAAUAAUUUCGCAUUUUCCGUUUUCAAAUUUUUUUCAAAGUUUUUCGAACAUCAGCAAAUCGUUUUGUCACCCUGUUCUGGAAACCGAAAUCGUUAAAAUUUUCCAGUUAAAUUUUCGGCAACUUAAACGUUAGCGGUUUGUGGCAUUCUUAUAAACUAAAAUUUAUCAAAAUGGGAAAACACAAGAACUCCAAGCAAGAGCUAAUUUUAGUCGAGUUUAUGGAAUCUCAUCCAGAUUUGGCGAAGAAUUUUUCGAAGGGCGACAGAGUUGCUGUUGAGGAAAAGUGGAAAGAGCUAACGACGCUGCUAAAUGCAAAAGAGCUGCCCCAAAAAGAUUUUAACGGAUGGAAAAAAAUAUGGUCUGACUGGAAGUGGUGCAUUCGGAAAAAGGUUACCCAUAACAAUCUAGAAUCGAGGGCAACAGGAGGUGGCCCCUUUAAUAAGCAUGUACUGACGAGCAACGAAGAAUGUAUUGCAAGAACUUGUGGAAUUUUUGCAGCCAUUGAGGGCAAAAACCAUUCUAAAAGCUUUGAGACAGAAGAAAAUAAUAGCGCUAUCGAAUCUGAGGAAGAACGUCCCCAAACAAGUAGGGAAGCGGUGGCUACCCCGAGAGCUGCAAAAAGGCCACGAGUGUCAACGCAGGACAGCCUUCAGACGUGUAUAGCAACGCAAUCUACUUGUAUGGAGAAAAUAUCCACCACUUUAGAUAACAUUUGCGAAAACCAACACAAGAUUGCAAAAUCGCAGGAAGAUGAAAGGGAAGAGAUUCGACGACUUUGUCGUGCUGUUGAGAAACAAAAUGAAUUGCUGGCAGAGCAAAAUCGCUUAAAAACUCAAAGUAUAGAGCAAAAGCAUAGACAUUACCUCAAAAUGGAGCAGUUACAACAUGAAACAGUUAAAAUUAAAAUUAAAAUGCUUGAGAUAGAGACUAAAAAAUGAAUAUAAAAGAAUC
Messenger RNA from Anastrepha ludens (Mexican fruit fly), 4774 nucleotides. RefSeq lists its product as uncharacterized. Lineage: Eukaryota; Metazoa; Arthropoda; Insecta; Diptera; Tephritidae. The record is from RefSeq and is a predicted model, not a curated record. Bases 3994 to 4761 code for a protein of 255 amino acids. The transcript is spliced from 3 exons.